This is a messenger RNA of Saccharomyces eubayanus, 546 nucleotides long. It is a transcript of the gene SDH4, whose product is annotated as succinate dehydrogenase membrane anchor subunit SDH4. Lineage: Eukaryota; Fungi; Ascomycota; Saccharomycetes; Saccharomycetales; Saccharomycetaceae. Gene Ontology annotation, cellular component: membrane; mitochondrial envelope. Gene Ontology annotation, molecular function: ubiquinone binding; heme binding. Gene Ontology annotation, biological process: mitochondrial electron transport, succinate to ubiquinone; tricarboxylic acid cycle. The coding region runs from base 1 to 546 and encodes 181 amino acids. The record is from RefSeq and is a predicted model, not a curated record. The transcript has a single exon.
AUGAUGCUGCCAAGAUCUCUGAGAAGUAUCACAAGAAACAGGGGAUUCCAUACCGCAACAGUAAGAGCUUUCCAGUCCACUGCCAAGAAGAGUUUGACAAUCCCAUUUUUGCCCGUACUGCCACAAAAACCAGGUGGUGUUAGUGGUACUCCUAACGAUGCCUAUGUCCCCCCCCCUCAGAAUAAACUAGAGGGUUCAGUCCAUUGGUAUAUGGAAAAGAUCUUUACUUUGUCUGUUCUUCCAUUAGCCACGACGGCAAUGCUAACGACUGGUCCAUUGUCUACCGCAGCAGACUCCUUCUUUUCUGUUAUGCUAUUAGGAUAUUGUUAUAUGGAAUUCAAUUCUUGUAUCACAGAUUAUAUAUCUGAGAGAGUUUACGGUGUUUGGCACAAAUAUGCGAUGUACAUGCUAGGGUUAGGUUCUGCUUUCUCUCUUUUCGGGAUUUAUAAAUUGGAGACAGAAAACGAUGGUUUUGUUGGCUUGGUUAAGAGUCUAUGGGACUCUUCUAAAAGAGAAGAUUCAGCAAAGAUUGAGGCCAAGAAAUAG